CUUGCUCCAAGGGCCUUAUUUAGGUUGCGCAGGCGCCCGCUGGCCAUUUCUUCUCAGCCACGCCGGAGUCUUGUGUCUAGUGCGUUUCGACGACAGGACCCUCGGAGAGACGAUGAUGCUGGGCACCGAAGGCGGGGAGGGGUUCGUGGUGAAGGUCCGGGGCUUGCCCUGGUCUUGCUCGGCGGACGAAGUGCAGCGGUUUUUUUCUGACUGCAAAAUUCAAAAUGGGGCUCAAGGUAUUCGUUUCAUCUACACGAGAGAAGGCAGACCGAGUGGCGAGGCUUUUGUUGAACUCGAAUCAGAAGAUGAAGUCAAAUUGGCCCUGAAAAAAGACAGAGAAACUAUGGGACACAGAUAUGUUGAAGUAUUCAAGUCAAACAACGUUGAAAUGGAUUGGGUGUUGAAGCAUACUGGUCCAAAUAGUCCUGACACGGCCAAUGAUGGCUUUGUACGGCUUAGAGGACUCCCCUUUGGAUGUAGCAAGGAAGAAAUUGUUCAGUUCUUCUCAGGGUUGGAAAUCGUGCCAAAUGGGAUAACAUUGCCGGUGGACUUCCAGGGGAGGAGUACGGGGGAGGCCUUCGUGCAGUUUGCUUCACAGGAAAUAGCUGAAAAGGCUCUAAAGAAACACAAGGAAAGAAUAGGGCACAGGUAUAUCGAGAUCUUUAAGAGCAGUCGGGCUGAAGUUAGAACUCACUAUGAUCCACCACGAAAGCUUAUGGCCAUGCAGCGGCCAGGUCCCUAUGACAGACCUGGGGCUGGCAGAGGGUAUAACAGCAUUGGCAGAGGAGCUGGCUUUGAGAGGAUGAGGCGUGGUGCUUACGGUGGAGGCUAUGGAGGCUAUGACGAUUAUAAUGGCUAUAAUGAUGGCUAUGGAUUUGGGUCAGAUAGAUUUGGAAGAGACCUCAAUUAUUGUUUUUCAGGAAUGUCUGAUCACAGAUACGGGGAUGGUGGCUCUACUUUCCAGAGCACGACGGGGCACUGUGUACACAUGCGUGGAUUACCUUACAGAGCUACUGAGAAUGACAUUUAUAAUUUUUUUUCACCACUCAACCCUGUGCGAGUACACAUUGAAAUUGGUCCUGAUGGCAGAGUAACUGGUGAAGCAGACGUUGAGUUUGCAACUCAUGAAGAUGCCGUGGCAGCUAUGUCAAAAGACAAAGCAAAUAUGCAACACAGAUAUGUAGAACUCUUCUUGAAUUCUACAGCAGGAGCAAGCGGUGGUGCUUACGAACACAGAUAUGUAGAACUCUUCUUGAAUUCUACAGCAGGAGCAAGCGGUGGUGCUUAUGGUAGCCAAAUGAUGGGAGGCAUGGGCUUGUCAAACCAGUCCAGUUAUGGUGGCCCAGCCAGCCAGCAGCUGAGUGGUGGUUAUGGAGGCGGCUAUGGUGGCCAGAGCAGCAUGAGUGGAUAUGACCAAGUUUUACAGGAAAACUCCAGUGAUUUUCAAUCAAACAUUGCAUAGGUAGCCAAGGAGCAGUGAACAGCAGCUACUACAGUAGUGGAAGCCGUGCAUCUGUGGGCGUGAACGGAAUGGGAGGGAUGUCUGGCAUGUCCAGUAUGAGUGGUGGAUGGGGAAUGUAAUUGAUCCUGAUCACUGAUUCUUGGUCGACUUUUUUUAAGAAAAACAAAACCAGUUUAACAGUUUUUUGCAUUACAAGCUUGUGAUUUAUGCUUAGUCUACAAGUGGAAAUCAGGAUUGUUUUAAAGACUUGAGGUUGGGUAUUUUUGAACACUCAUCUAGGAUGUGACAGCAAAGUUGAGUAAAGUAUAACUGUUAAACAAGUUCCAGCUUUUCUCAAGUUAGUUAUGUAUUGUAGGAUGUACUUAAGCAGUUAGCGUAUUUAGGUUAAAGCAGUUGAGUUACGUUAAAUGUUGCUGUUAUACCACAUGAUACUGAACAUUGUUUGGAUGCAUGUUGAAAGACAUGCUUUUUUGUAAAACUCAAUAUAGGAGCUGUGUCUACAAUGAAAGUGAAACAUUUUGGCAUGUUUGUUAAUUCUAGUUUCAUUUAAUAACCUGUAAGGCACGUAAGUUUAAGCUUUUUUUUUUUUUUUUUUAAGUUAAUGGGGAAAUUUGAGACUCAAUACGAAUACUUUAGGAUUUUGGUCUUGGUGUUUGUAUGAAAUUCUGAGGCCUUGAUUUAAAUCUUUCAUUGUAUUGUGAUUUCCUUUUUAGGUAUAUUGCGCUAAGUGAAACUUGUCAAAUAAAUCUUCCUUUUAAAAACUGCA
This is a messenger RNA of Propithecus coquereli (Coquerel's sifaka), 2228 nucleotides long. It is a transcript of the gene HNRNPH1, whose product is annotated as heterogeneous nuclear ribonucleoprotein H1 (H). Gene Ontology annotation, molecular function: RNA binding. Lineage: Eukaryota; Metazoa; Chordata; Mammalia; Primates; Indriidae. Gene Ontology annotation, cellular component: nucleoplasm; ribonucleoprotein complex. Gene Ontology annotation, biological process: regulation of RNA splicing. Bases 113 to 1462 code for a protein of 449 amino acids. The record is from RefSeq and is a predicted model, not a curated record. The transcript has 14 exons.